AUGAAACACCCUACUGCCCCCUUACAGUUCAUCCACCCAUGGGAAUUACUCCACACACCUGCUGUUCCUAAGCCUACUGUUCCUAAGCCUACUGUUCCUAAGCCUGCUGUUCCUAAGGCUACUGUUCCUAAGCCUGCUGUUCCUAAGGCUACUGUUCCUAAGCCUGCUGUUCCUAAGCCUACUGUUCCUAAGCCUGUUGUUCCUAAGCCUACUGUUCCUAAGCCUGCUGUUCCUAAGCCUACUGUUCCUAAGUCUGCUGUUCCUAAGCCUACUGUUCCUAAGCCUGCUGUUCCUAAGCCUGCUGUUCCUAAGCACACUGUUCCUAAGCCUACUGUUCCUAAGCCUGCUGUUCCUAAGCACACUGUUCCUAAGCCUACUGUUCCUAAGCCUGCUGUUCCUAAGCCUGCUGUUCCUAAGCACACUGUUCCUAAGCCUACUGUUCCUAAGCCUGCUGUUCCUAAGCACACUGUUCCUAAGCCUACUGUUCCUAAGCCUGCUGUUCCUAAGCCUGCUGUUCCUAAGCCUACUGUUCCUAAGCCUGCUGUUCCUAAGGCUACUGUUCCUAAGCCUGCUGUUCCUAAGUCUACUGUUCCUAAGCCUGCUGUUCCUAAGCCUACUGUUCCUAAGCCUGCUGUUAUUAAGCCUGCUGUUCCUAAGUCUGCUGUUCCUAAGCCUACUGUUCCUAAGCCUGCUGUUCCUAAGCACACUGUUCCUAAGCCUGCUGUUCCUAAGUCUACUGAGGCACCUAUAAAUGAAAUCCACCAUGUGUAUCCAACAGCUGAUGUUCCAGACCAUGUGCACUACACAAUAGGCGCCGUUAUCCUUGCAGUGGGAAUUACAGGCAUGCUGGGAAACUUCCUGGUCAUCUAUGCAUUUUCCAGGAGCAGAAGUCUCCGUUCUCCUGCUAAUAUGUACAUUAUCAACCUUGCAAUCACAGAUUUCCUAAUGUCUGUAACACAGGCUCCUGUAUUUUUUGCAACUAGCCUUCAUAAAAGAUGGAUAUUUGGAGAAAAGGGCUGUGAGUUAUAUGCCUUCUGCGGUGCGCUGUUUGGCAUCACGUCUAUGAUUACUUUGAUGGUGAUCUCUGUGGAUAGGUAUUUCGUAAUUACACGUCCGCUCGCUUCCAUCGGAAAGAUAUCCAAAAAACGGGCUGCAAUAAUCCUUUCAGGCGUUUGGCUGUAUUCCUUGGCUUGGAGUCUCCCUCCAUUUUUUGGUUGGAGUGCUUAUGUUCCGGAAGGUCUUCUGACAUCGUGCACCUGGGACUAUAUGACCUUCACUCCUUCUGUUAGAGCCUACACAAUGCUUCUGUUCUGUUUUGUGUUUUUUAUCCCACUGUUUGUUAUUAUAUACUGUUAUAUCUUUAUAUUCAAGGCCAUCAAACAUACUGACAGAGCUGUUCAGAAGAUUGGUUCUGAUGACAACAAGCAAUCUCAGAAAAAAUAUCAGAAAAUGAAGAAUGAAUGGAAAAUGGCAAAAAUUGCUUUGAUUGUCAUUCUCCUUUAUGUUAUAUCCUGGGCACCAUAUUCAACAGUAGCCCUUGUGGCUUUUGCUGGAUAUUCCAGUGUCCUUACACCGUAUAUGAACUCAGUGCCUGCGGUCAUUGCAAAGGCUUCAGCUAUUCACAAUCCAAUUAUCUACGCCAUUACGCAUCCAAAAUAUCGGAUGGCAAUCGCCAAGUACAUCCCCUGUCUGGGGUCAUUAUUGAGGGUUUCACGCAAAGACUCCAGAACGUACAGCAGUUACCCUUCCUCCCGACGUUCUACUGUUACCAGCCACUGUAGUCAGUCUUCUGAAAUCGGGGGGCAUCAUCCAAAAUUAAAGGGUCGUCUACCCUCUGUGUCAGAUAGUGAAUCGGGCUGGACUGAUACUGAAGCUGAUAUCAAUAGUAUGGCCUCCAGACCAGCCAGUAGGCAGGUAUCCUAUGAAAUGAGCAAAAGCACUUCUGAGAGCAAUGAUAUUAAAUCCAAAACUGUGCUGAAAAGUCAUGAUUCUGGAAUUUUUGAGAAGACAUCAAUGGAUGCAGAUGACAUUUCAUUGGUUGAAAUUGGCGCAGUUGAUCGAAAUUCCCCUCUUAUUAUAGGUAAAAGUCUAAAUGGCUACGGACAGCGCAGGGGAGACUCAUUCACCCGAGGAGCAUUAUCACGGAUCCCCAGCAUUGUCGUAACCUACAGCAAUGCAACAACUGCUGAACACAACACAACGCUGCCUUGUCAUAGGGUCAACAAUGAGGAUCUUCAGACUGAUGCCAAAAACGAUAUGGAUAAAAAUAAUCAGGCUGCAUCUAUAGCCACCAUCUCUACUGAGACUAUACCUGAGAUUAGCAUUACAUCGUCUCUAGGAAAUAGUCUAUAA
Molecule: messenger RNA, 2352 nt
Organism: Bombina bombina (fire-bellied toad)
Lineage: Eukaryota; Metazoa; Chordata; Amphibia; Anura; Bombinatoridae
Gene: OPN4
Product: opsin 4
Exons: 12
Coding region: 1-2352 (783 amino acids)
Biological process (GO): G protein-coupled receptor signaling pathway; visual perception
Cellular component (GO): membrane
Molecular function (GO): G protein-coupled receptor activity
Source: RefSeq, a predicted model, not a curated record